UAUAUCCGCUGUGUAUACUAUAGACAGAUCACACUGAAGCCUGCAGCUGCAUACAGUGUGGUUCAAUGCAUAAGGAGGCACAAUGACAUCCAACAAAAACUUUAAAGCACCUUUAAAACAGCUGAGCAGCCUGGACAGCUACAUAAUCGAAAACUCUCAAAAGAAGAAAAACAUACUGUGGCGACGGUGUUCAUUUAAUAGUACCAAAAAUUCGAAUACUGAGGAGAUCAGAGAUGGGACAUUAUCACGCAGAAAGCUGCACAGAACAUACUCUGCAUCUCUAGUGGAUUACACUGAUCCUCAGAGAACCAUGGUUAUAUUGGAGAAACAAGACAAUGAAGCCUUUGGAUUUGAAGUUCAGACGUAUGGUCUCAAGGUGAAGAACAGCAGUAUUGUGGAGAUGUGUACAUUUGUUUGCAGUGUGCAGGAUGGCAGUGCAGCCGAAACUGCAGGUUUGACUGCUGGUGACAUUAUAUUGUCAGUAAAUGGAGUCAGUAUUGAGGGGUCUACCCACCAGCACAUUAUUGAGUUGAUUCGAGAAUCCACUAACAUGCUGAAGCUGGAGACGGUCAGUGGGAAUGUUGUGAAAAGAAUUGAAUUAGAGAAAAAGAUGCGCUAUCUUAAGCAAACUCUUCGUGAGAAAUGGGUGGAACUGCAAUCUCUAACACUUCAGGAAAAGCGUCUUACUCGAGGUAAUCUGAAUGAGAGUGCUCAACAUUUGUCUGUUGACUCCCUGCUGUCUCUCUCAUCUCCAACUGGCCGCUCUGGGCAUCGUUUUUCCAGUGACAGCAGUUGCCGCAGCAUAAUGACAGAUGACAGUGAGGAUGCAGCCUUCAUGUCGUCAGUAUUUGAUGUCUCAAGUCCAAUUAGCCCAACUGAGCCAAAUGAAGGCUUCUUCCGGCUGGAAGGGGGGGCAUUGCGACCCUUGACAAGAACACGCAGCAUUAGCCUGACCAGCAGUAACAGUUCACUCUCUCCGAGCUGGGAAAAUUCAUCUUCAUCCAUGUUUGGGACACUGCCAAGGAGAGGCAGAAAAAGUAGCGUCCGCAAGCACAUUCUAAAGUUCAUACCGGGACUGAAUCACUCCGUAGAGGAAGAAGAGGGUAGCUAAAACAUAAUUUCUACCACAACUGACUGUUGAUCUGAUGAAUCCUUUGUAAGGACCUUCAGCGGUGGGAGAUUCAUACUAGUUUGAACUCUUCUGUUCUCAUAACAUUCUAGAAUUCAUGCCAUACAAGAAAUCUAAAAUUUCAUGACUUUCUUGCUUAAAGUGUUCAUGAAAAGAAGGGUUAAAUCUCACAUGAGCAUUAUGGACUGCAUGGCAGCAAUCUUUGUAUUAUUUUCUGCCUUUUUCUUUUUUUUUUUUUUUUGUCAAGGGACCAAAGCAUUAUGACUUCCCCCAAGAAAUAAACAACUGGCAUUAACCAAGCCUUGGAAAGUGUAUGCCAGAAAGCAAAUGCAUUGAGAGAAUUGUGCACAUUGUGUUUUAGAUUUCAGUCCUGCAAGCUCAUGAAUGUGUACUAGUUCCCACUUGAUCUUGUAACUAAUCAAGAACUUAUAGUCUCAUAUCUAAUAUGUGUAUCUCAAACAUAUAUAUCUCAUAUCUGUUGUAGCAUGCAAAUGUGUGGUUUAAGAUAUACUUAAGGGUGGGAGGAAGCCCCAACUCUGCAAAGGCUUGUUGCUUCUUAAUAUAAUUUUAUAAUACACUCCAAAAUGUCUUAGACCUAACACAAUUCAAGCGUUCUUUACAUUUGCAGUCUUCAAAAGCCAAUUUUCUAAUAUGGAUUUACUACAGUGUUGAUGAAGCAAGAAUCUGAAAAUAGAAAAUAGGCUACAUGAAUAUUAACAUAUGUGGUUUACUACUGCCUAUGGAUUUCAAUGAAUACUCUGAACCCAUUAGUUUAAAAUAGGACAGUGCAUUGCAAGAUAAUUGAAAAUAAAUACGAGAUUUGUUACCACAACAUCAACAUAUAAAUGAAUGUUAUGUAUAUCAGGAAGUCCUUGAGAAUAUAUUCCUUCAAAAUAUGUUUGUAGCUUAAAUGUCUACAAAAUGACAAGUAACCAUUAUGAUUCAUUAUGCCUGCAUGCUUACUCUGCCUAGUAACCAGAUUUUACAGCUACUGUAGGUUUAGUGUUAAGUUUAAAGUGUCUUGCAUUCAUCUUGCAAAGUUAAUGCAAUCUUAUCGAUAUCAGUCAAGUAUUUUUAGGUAGUUAAUAUUAAGGUUUGACAGCGUUGUUUCAGGACCAACAGAAAUUUUCAAAGUCCAUCAAUUUUUCACCAAAAACAGAGACAGUGAAAUUAGACGUCAAUUGAAUAAUGCACAACAUUAUUUUGCUGCACAUCAAAAUAUCAUAAUUAGAACAAUUAAUUAAAUAACAUAUUUAAGACAAUUUAUAGUCAAUGCUCUCAUAGAGUAUAUAUUUGUAUUUAUUUAUACUCUUUCAGAAUUUCAUCCUUAUCUCAGAUUAGAUUAGAUAAAAAUUUUAAAUCAUCAACUGCAUGAAAAAAGACUGCUCUGUAGUGAGUGUGUAACAUUACGUGCUGACUUGAAAAGACUGUGAUGGCAUGAGAGACUGAGCUCCAAACCACAGCAGGUAUAGAGAAAUGAAUAACAGGAUGUGGUCUGAUGAAGGUGCUACCAUACCACCCUUUUUUACUUUCGUUCUUAAGUGAUCCCUGUAACAGAAAAUUGUAUUUAA
Carassius auratus (goldfish) is the source of this 2700-nucleotide messenger RNA. Its product is annotated as cytohesin-interacting protein-like. The coding region runs from base 83 to 1111 and encodes 342 amino acids. The transcript has 8 exons. The record is from RefSeq and is a predicted model, not a curated record. Gene Ontology annotation, molecular function: protein binding. Lineage: Eukaryota; Metazoa; Chordata; Actinopteri; Cypriniformes; Cyprinidae.